This is a messenger RNA of Merops nubicus (carmine bee-eater), 406 nucleotides long. Its product is annotated as zinc finger protein ZIC 2. Gene Ontology annotation, biological process: regulation of transcription by RNA polymerase II; central nervous system development. The annotation marks the transcript as partial. The transcript has a single exon. The record is from RefSeq and is a predicted model, not a curated record. Gene Ontology annotation, cellular component: nucleus. Gene Ontology annotation, molecular function: DNA-binding transcription factor activity, RNA polymerase II-specific; RNA polymerase II cis-regulatory region sequence-specific DNA binding. Lineage: Eukaryota; Metazoa; Chordata; Aves; Coraciiformes; Meropidae.
AUGAAUAUGAAUAUGGGCAUGAACAUGGCAGCCCACCACCACCACCACCCAGGUGCCUUUUUCCGCUACAUGCGGCAGCAGUGCAUCAAGCAAGAGCUCAUCUGCAAGUGGAUCGACCCCGAGCAGCUGAACAACCCCAAAAAAAGUUGCAAUAAAACUUUCAGCACCAUGCACGAGUUGGUCACCCACGUCUCGGUGGAGCACGUUGGGGGACCCGAGCAGAGCAACCAUGUCUGCUACUGGGAGGAGUGUCCCCGGGAAGGCAAGCCCUUCAAAGCGAAAUACAAACUGGUCAAUCAUAUCCGAGUGCACACGGGAGAGAAACCUUUCCCCUGCCCCUUCCCCGGCUGCGGAAAAGUUUUCGCCAGAUCAGAAAACCUCAAAAUUCACAAAAGGACGCACACAG